ACAAAAGUUAAUGUUUUUUAAUUUUAGCCCAACUGGAGAAAACCUCGUGGCAUUGACAACAGGGUCAGAAGACGGUUUAAAGGGCAGUGUUUGAUGCCAAAUAUUGGUUAUGGAAGUAAUAAGAAAACAAAGCACAUUCUUCCAAAUGGUUUUCGAAAGGUUGUUGUGAGGAAUGUGAAAGAACUUGAAAUGCUAAUGAUGAUGAAUCGCCGCUUCUGUGCUGAAAUAGGACAUGCAGUUUCUUCAAAAAAAAGGAAAACCAUUGUUGAACGAGCACAGCAACUUGCCAUUCGUGUAACAAAUGCUAAUGCUAGGUUGCGUUCUGAAGAAAAUGAAUAAAUUAAAGUUUUCAUAAUAAAAAUGUGAACUAUU
Messenger RNA from Stegodyphus dumicola, 372 nucleotides. RefSeq names its product Ribosomal protein L32 (gene RpL32). Gene Ontology annotation, molecular function: structural constituent of ribosome. NCBI's taxonomy places the organism in Eukaryota, Metazoa, Arthropoda, Arachnida, Araneae, Eresidae. Gene Ontology annotation, biological process: translation. The record is from RefSeq and is a predicted model, not a curated record. Gene Ontology annotation, cellular component: ribosome; cytosolic large ribosomal subunit.